AACAGAAAAGCUGACAGCUACAAAAUAGCUGAGCUCAUUCAUUGAAAGGGGAAAAUGGACGAGUUGAGCAAAGUCUUCUCAGUUGUUCGUAUUCUGGUAUCCAAGGACGGCAACGCUGAUAAGGUUACGGCGAAAGCUGACAAAGCCAGGCACAGCGGCCUAAAAGAUCGCCUGCUGCAGCAGAAACUGUUUGGCAACGUGGUGGCUGCUCGUCUUCAUGCUCAUGACAGUGAACUGAAUAUUCGCCAGUAUGAUGAUGCGAAAGAUGGAAAGGUCAGUGUGGAGGACCUGUUCCUCCAUCUUGCUGACGAGCUGCUCCCGAGAAUACUGGCGCAGCUGAUCACGUUGCGUCAGCAGCAUGCGGAGAAGAAGAAAGCAGAGACCAAAAGCGCUCCAGCAGGCAAAGCCCCCGAGCUCGAACCAGACGCCAUUGGUGCCCGUGAUAUUGGCUGCCUGCAGGGCCUGCUUCAGUUCACCGUAGCGCUGGGCAUCCAUCCGUUCUUGAAGCUGCAGCUGCGUGCCGAUGCGAAGAACUACACCACCCCGCCGUCGGUCAAGCCGGAGCAGCCAUCGGUGCUAGCUAAUCGGGAGAAAAUGAUGGCGACGGUGACGUCACUGCGACGGUUGCGCGAACACGACGGCACGGCCCCAUUGCUACGCUCGGACGGCGUGCAGUGUGCCGUUCUCUGUGUUCUUAUCGAGCUGGUCAUCGACACCGUAACACUGCCGUCAAGCUCUGGUGAAGCGGUGGCGAAGGACGAGCCAGCGCUGGUCGAGCUGCGGGAGAAGGCACAGUCGUGGCUGGAUGAGCUUGUGGAGUCGUUCCUCGGACCGCCUCUGGUGUCGCAAUUGUUCUAUUUGCAGCACGUUGCACAGCGUAGUGCUACAAUUCCGAAUGGUUGUGGAGCUCAGUUUGCUGCCAACUUUCAAGCCGAGUGCGGACGCUUGCUCUCCAAGGUUGCCAUGGCAUCAGGAUGUGUCAAGCAUAUCAUGGCCGCUGUCCUAGCAACACGUAACACCGAUGCUCUUGGUCCUGAGUUGCACAAGGUUCUCAGGUUGCUGGCCGGUGUACUCUCACGUCGUCCACAGCAGAGCGAGUCUGCAUUGCGGUACUUUGACUCAGUUGUCAAGCAGCUAUUGGAACUUAGUCGUGUAGAAGCGGCACCGCAGGCUGUUAUUCGGCUUGGCGCCGUGUUUGCUCUGAAGACCAUGUCAAACAGUGGGGCAACGGAGGUGGAGACUGCGUUCCAGCAGCAUCUGUUUGCGCCCAUCCGCCCUCUCUACGACUCCGAAUUUGCUGGUGAUCUUCCCACCUUACUGGUCUCAUCGUUUGGCAAUGUCAUUGUGAACCGAGAACAACUGGAACGCUGCAUCAAAGCUAUCCAUACUCUGACGACCGUACCUACGGGUGGACUGCACUUUCGUUUCUCCACACAACAGCCUGUUUUGACUCUGUUCUGUAUGGCUGCAAGCAUGCCAUCCGACUCUCCUCUCAGAAAGCUGAUAUUCGAGGCGGUGAGCUGCGACGUCCUGCAGUGUGACACGCCAACGGAGCGAGUGCUCUCGUUCCUGGACCCGUCCGUCGCCUCCCUCGCGGCCAGCGUGGCUUUCGUGCCCAGCAAGCAGUACAUUGUGUACGCUAGCCUAUCGGCGGACGAUGACUCUUCACUGUGGAGGGACGAACUCAAGGAGAGCUGGCCACCAGCGAUGCCCACAAUCAAUCCAGCCAUUGUUAGCAUCACCGACGUCCUUGUGGAGUUCAUCGAACCGUCUAAAACCCCUACCGAGGCAGGAGUAAGCUCUGGCACAGCAGCAGCAUCAGCAGCCGCCACACCAGCCCAGUCACCGAUGACGGAGGCGUCGUGGAAUCGCAACGGCUGCGGCGCCAAGAUCGUCUCGGGUGUGCUUAACAAAUGCUUGCAGGACUUGACAAACUCGCUCGACGGCAACAUUCAGACGAAAUCACCGGCAGCGGUUGCGUCAUCUGAGCCGCGGCAGUUCCUGGAAGCUGGCCUGGACGUCGAUCCCGAGAUAACACGUCGACUGGACGGCGACUUUGAACGCUUGAACCUGGUCGCUACCAUCAGCGAGCGCUACGGGCCCGGCAUCCUACCGCACUCGAGCAGCACUCUACUGGACUUUGCCGGUCAGGGUCUGGCGGCGGCUGCCUUCAUCCUCGACCCCGGCAAGCUCAACUCGGCAAUGUUGGAAUCGGUCAGCGAGCCGAACGGGCAGACGCGCAUAGUAGGACACAUGAACGGUUGGACUAUCAACGUGUUUGCUGCGCAGAUCUGGUCUUCGGUUGCCAUACAGCUGUGCCUGGCAUUGCUGUCCCAUCACCUGGAGAUGGAUGUGAAGUUUGGUGACUGUGAGGUCGUCAAGCGCAUCGUGCAGUCGCUGCAGGUCAUUGCCAAUCACCAUGACGACCAGGGCAUACGCGAUCACUGCCUGGAGGUGCAGGUUGCCGCGUCGACGUACAUCACCCUGGCCUGCAUUGCCGACUCCAGCUGGGCCACGAGUGGUAGUGGUGCUGCUGCUGCUGCGGGCGGUGAUGGCGAAGGCGCUGAUGGUGUCGAUAGCGCCACCGCGGGCCUUGAGCAGCUCUUGAGCAGCUUGCAGGCUGGCAAUCUGGACGCGGUCAGCGAGCAGCUGGGCAAGAGGGCGGCCAAGGCCGGCAAGAAGAACACGGCAGGGAAAUCGACCAGCGCCGCCACCGCUGCGAAACCCAAGACGGCCGGUAUCACCGAGGUGCGUGCAGAGUCUAGCGCUGCCAAGCCGGCAUCAUCGGGCGGCAAGCAGCCAUCAUCUUCGUCCCCGAUGUCGGCCGACCUGAAGCAGGCGUUUGCGGAGCUCCGCGACCCUCUCCUGCCCGUGCAGGGCCACGGCUUGCAGUUGCUUGGCAAGCUGCUGCAGAAGCGCGAUCGCUCUGCCCUGGAGCACGUGGACAAGCUGGCCGAGAUCUUCGUGGAGCAACUGGCACACCCGGACUCCUACAUCUACCUCGCUGCCGUCAACGGUCUGGUCGCAAUUGGCAACGUAAAGACUUCACUAGUCGUGCCGCGCCUCUGCCAGGAGUUCAUGAACUGCCGAAAGCAGGCUAACGCCCGCUCGGCUGACACUCGCCUGGUGCUGUGCGAGGCCAUCUCCAAGGUGGCACGUCUGUGCGGUGCUCUGCUGCCGCACUACCGUCAGUUCUUCCUCAACAGCCUGCUGGCCGGUAGCAAGGACGACGAUGGGUUUGUGCGUGCCGCGGCGCUCUCCUGCUUGUCCGAUGUGGUCGGCUUGUUACGCUUCUCCCUGGAGUCCUGUCUGUACGAGGUUACGUCCUGCUUCUGCUCCGUUCUGCAAUGUGACAAAGAAGCCAAACCUCGCCAGGCAGCUGCACUAGCACUCAAGGAAAUGAUCACCGGCCUAGGCUCGGAGGGGCUCAAGAUCACGGCACAAGCGUCUACUCUGAUGCUGCGUAGACUGCGUGCAGCAGCCAGCGGUGAUGAGGACGAGACCGUACGCAGGCACUGCAUUGACGCCCUGGACGCCAUCGAUACAGUAGUGCGUGCGGCGUUCAAACCGACUAGCUCCGGUGCCGGCCUGACCAAGAAGAUACAGGUGCUCCCAUCGCCGUGACGACACCGUGGACACACACACAUGUGUAUCAACAACAUAAUGACACUGCAAAUGAUUCUACUGGAUCUGCGAUGAGAACACCUCAAAUCUUUCAGUGAGUUUAAUACGGCAAGUAAACACGCCCGUUCUUAUCCAGGUGUUCAAGAAAACUGGCCUGAUUGCCCUCGCAACACAAGCAGGAGUAUUUAAGAGAAGUGUGGCCGAUAGCUUUCCGCCACACCACUGUAUCUGCUGAAGGCCGUCGCAGUGCUAAUGCGUGUGUCACUCCAGCGCUAAACCGCGAGAGGAUCGAAUGUGUGUGUGUGUGUUAGUCACACUGCCCGUAUCUACCGAGUUUAUCCGGUUGUAGCACAUUGGUGGAUCAUAACAUGGCUAGUUAGUGGCAGGGAGUUUGCCGAGCCGCCGAGGUGUCUGGACUUGCUCUUAGAACGCUGCCAACUCGGUGCUUCAACGCUAUGCACGCGUGUUUUAAGCGUGGACGUGCACACUUGCACGCCUUCUGUGUCUAGCGUGGAUGCCGCCGUCGCUACCAAUCUGCAACCGCCAAUCAAUUGCAUCUGCUGGUCCAGUAGCACUGCACUUCAGCUUGCUGCCCGCACUCCUUGCACGUGACGCCGAAUCCUGAAACUUUUCUCCUGAUAUGAGCGUGCUCAGCGUGGCCAUUGUGCAAGUGUGACGUCGUGUUGCCACUGUUGUAUGCAUGAUGAUGAUGUCAUUGUCGCAUUAUGAUGUCAUCUUCAUGUUCUGGCUGGCCGUGUUAUACCACCGCGGCGGUGUUUGCUGCAAUGCAAUUUAUGCCGUAGUGAUGCUGCUGUAGAAGACACGUGAUGUUGCUGUGAUGCUGUGGCAAGAUGCGUGAUGCCGUUGUAGCACUGUUGUACUCCCCAGCACCAGUGAUGCCAUUGUAGCCUUGUGGCAAGACAUAUGACAUCAUCAUCAUAGCACUGUGGCAAGAGUUAUGAUGUCGUUGUAGCGUUGUGACAUGACGAGUGAUGUCAUUGCACUGCUACUGUAGUCUCCAGCAGCAGUGAUGACUGCCUUGGUGUGCAUGUAUAACCGUCAUCGUCAAGGAUGGUACUUGGCUGACAUAGUGCGGAUGUUAUUGAGCCACUCAGUCUACUGCGCUGGAGCAGACUAUUGGCACACAAUGGACGGCAGUGCAACUCCUAUACUGGCUAGCAUCCCCUGGCCCUGAUGGCCAUUACGUCAUUGAUGAUGUAAUCUCCGCUGUCGCUGAGCCUAUCCGCAAGUUGUAUGUGAUGUUAGCGAGCCAUGAGCUUUGUGAUAAUAAGUUAUAAUAACCUUACCUCCUGAUGGACCCGGCUACUACAGAAAUAUGAACAGGUUUCAGAAAAUUUAACAGGUUUACAGAACUAGUGUUGUAUCUGCUCACGUCUUGUGACUCCAAGUGGAUUGAGUGUAGCACCCUGUUGACAUUGGCUAAGCACAUGCGACUUGUGCUUGUGCUCCGCUCAACAACAUGUCCAUGGUGGCCUGAGAGGUUGUUGUGCAGUACUAGUGGCUGACAAUGUGCUAGGUCUAGCGGCUGAAUGUCAGUGGCCAGCAUGCCGUCUUGCUUGCCGGUGAGAUGCUCUUUUCAUUGUUAUCACUCAUCAGGGCAUCAGUCUUGUGCUGGUUGUGAUAUCAGGCUUGACUGGCAAUCAUUUUCGUACAGUUUUGUUUCUUAUUUUGAAUGGCCUGUUAAGGUGUUUUAGGUGCUUUGCUGUUGUCCCCUUUUUUCUUAAUGUUUUCAGUCACCAGAUCUCUCUCUCUCUCUCUCUCUCUCUCUCUCUCUCUCUCUCUCUCUCUCUCUCUCUCUCUCUCUCUCUCUCUCUCUCUCUCUCUCUCUCUCUCUCUCUCUCUCUCUCUCUCUCUCUCUCUCUCUCUCUCUCUCUCUCUCUCUCUCUCUCUCUCUCUCUGAGAUAGUUUGUCAGGCUCAAGUGUCUGCAUGCGAAGUCGCUGACAUUGAGAUCACCAGUAAAACCUGACUCGUUGGAGGUCUGCGCCUCCUGUGUGCCUGCAUGUGCAUGGCCGUGUGUCUGCUUUUAUAUCCAUGUCUUCCACUGUGUACUCGUGCCCUUGUGUGUGUGUGUGUGU
Sycon ciliatum is the source of this 5721-nucleotide messenger RNA. RefSeq lists its product as uncharacterized. Gene Ontology annotation, biological process: protein secretion. The transcript has 12 exons. The record is from RefSeq and is a predicted model, not a curated record. Bases 55 to 3624 code for a protein of 1189 amino acids. Lineage: Eukaryota; Metazoa; Porifera; Calcarea; Leucosolenida; Sycettidae.